Sinocyclocheilus grahami is the source of this 744-nucleotide messenger RNA. RefSeq names its product gastrula zinc finger protein XlCGF67.1-like. Gene Ontology annotation, molecular function: RNA polymerase II transcription regulatory region sequence-specific DNA binding; DNA-binding transcription factor activity, RNA polymerase II-specific. The coding region runs from base 1 to 744 and encodes 247 amino acids. The transcript is spliced from 3 exons. Lineage: Eukaryota; Metazoa; Chordata; Actinopteri; Cypriniformes; Cyprinidae. The record is from RefSeq and is a predicted model, not a curated record. Gene Ontology annotation, cellular component: nucleus. Gene Ontology annotation, biological process: regulation of transcription by RNA polymerase II.
AUGGAUCAGGUCCAGUGUGGGAAGACUUUUGAUCAAGAUAAGAACCUUAAAGUCCACAUAAUAAUUGAUACUGGAGAGAGCCCUUUCAUGUGCCAACAGUGUGGAAAAGGAUUCACUCAAAAAGGAAGCCUUAACAGACACAUGAGAAUUCACACUGGAGUGAAGCCUCACACCUGCCAACAGUGUGGAAAGAGUUUUGCUCAACUUGGAAACCUUGAAGUCCAUAUGGGAGUUCACACUGGAGAGAACCUUUUCACCUGCCAACAGUGUGGAAUAAGUUUCACUCAAAUAGAAAGCCUUAGCGGGUACAUGAGAACUCACACCGGAGAGAAGCCCACAUGCCCACAUUGUGGAAAGAGUUUUGAUCGACAUGGUUACCUUGAAGUCCAUAUGAGAAUUCACUCUGGAGAGAAACCCUACACAUGCUCUCAGUGUGGAAAGUGUUUCAGUCAAAAAGGACACUUUGCAGACCACACAAGAAUUCACUCUGGAAUGAAACCCUACACAUGCCCUCAGUGUGGAAAGUGUUUCAAUCAAAAAGGACAUUUUGAAGACCACAUAAGAAUUCACACUGGAGAAAAGCCUUUCACCUGCCAGCAAUGUGGAACAAGUUUCAACCGAAAAGGAAUCCUUAACAGGCACAUGAGAACUCACACUGGAGAGGAGCCAUUUAUAUGUGGUCACUGUGGAAAGAGUUUCAGAUAUAAAGUGACUCUUAAGUACCACAUGAGGAUUCAUGUAUGA